AUGGACGGCAAGAAAAGUCACGAGGUCAACUCGGCCAUGUCUCCCGCUACUUCUGACGUUGGCGUUGGCGCGCACGAGGCGCACAAAGUCUCCUUUGGAAAGAAGAUUUUGUAUCAUCUAUGGGAUGCGGAUCAGCAUCUGAAGAGUCCGCAGGAGAGGGCUCUGGUGAGGAAGUUGGAUUUUGGGAUUCUCAUCUGUGCGACGUUGGGAUGGUGGAUGAAAUACAUUGAUCAGAGUAACAUCACCAACGCAUACGUGAGCGGUAUGAAAGAGGAUUUGAACAUCAAGGGGAACGAGUACACAUACAUGCUAAUGUGCUACACCAUUGCAUUCGCCAUUAUGCAAAUCCCAGCAAACAUGAUCGCCCUCAGAGUCCGUCCUCGUGUUUGUCUCGUGGUCUGCGAGCUCGGCUGGACAGCUUUCACCUUCGCGCAAGCUGCAGCCCAAACAAGCAACCAAAUGUACGCCUUCCGCUUCAUGGUCGGCCUCUUCGAGAGCCCCUUCUCGCCCAUCAUAAUCUUCCUCCUGGGAUCGUGGUACACCAAGACGGAACUCGCAAAGCGCGUCGCCGUCUGGCACGUCACCGGCUUCUUCGGCCAAGCGACCUCGGGCUUCCUCCAGGCCGGCAUCCACAAGGGCCUCGACGGGCACCUCGGCAUGGCGGGCUGGCGCUGGAUGUACAUCAUCUGCGGGUGCAUGAGCCUGCCGAUCGCGCUGUCCGUGUGGUUCCUGCUGCCGGACUACCCGCACAACACGACGGCGUGGUACAUCACCGAGGAGGACAAGCAGCUCGCGAUGCAGCGCUCCGCGAAGCUGGGCCGCGUCGAGAUCACGGGCGUCAUGGACCUGAAGCUCGUCAAGCGUAUGUUUGGGAACUGGAGGUGGUGGGUGCUGUGUCUGAUGUACAUCUUUUAUGGAAACUCGUGCCAGGCGAAUAACUAUUUCGCCAUCUACCUGCGCGAGAACGGCUACAGCGUCACCCAGCGCAACGUCAUCCCGGCCUGCGCCAAUCUCGUCACGAUGGUGACCGACUUUUCGUGGGGCUUCAUGUCGGAUCUGACCGGGAACCGACCAUUGUGGAUGGUUGGCCCAUUGCUCGGCACCACCGUCGUCGGCUCUUCCAUCCUCACCGCCUACCCCGCCUCCGACGGCGCUCGCGUCGCGGGCUUCUUUUGGUUGCCUGCGACCUGGGCCAACGAGGUCAACAACGGCAACGCCGAGGAGAGGGCCUUGACGAUUUCCAGCAUGAACGGACUAUUCUACGCAACCAACUCUUUCCUGCCGAUUCUCAUCUUCCCCCAGACCAUGGCUCCCAAGUUCGAGCGAGGGUUCCCUUCGAUUCUAUCCUUCGCGCUUGCUGCUGUGGUACUCGUCCUUGUCGCGGACUUUUUGCACAAACGUCAGCUCCGGCAAGAGGCUGCGGCAGUUGCGAACCAGCCGGCUUCCGAGGCUGAGGUCGCUGACCCUGUGGAUGCUCAAGAGCAGGAGAUUGAGAAUAAGUUGGUGGGCGCCGUGGAGCCUGUCCGCAACUCUGCUACCAUUAUUUGA
Colletotrichum aenigma is the source of this 1548-nucleotide messenger RNA. Its product is annotated as Pantothenate transporter liz1. NCBI's taxonomy places the organism in Eukaryota, Fungi, Ascomycota, Sordariomycetes, Glomerellales, Glomerellaceae. Gene Ontology annotation, molecular function: transmembrane transporter activity. Gene Ontology annotation, cellular component: membrane. The transcript has 12 exons. The record is from RefSeq and is a predicted model, not a curated record. Gene Ontology annotation, biological process: transmembrane transport. The coding region runs from base 1 to 1548 and encodes 515 amino acids.